Messenger RNA from Aspergillus costaricaensis CBS 115574, 1112 nucleotides. RefSeq lists its product as uncharacterized. The record is from RefSeq and is a predicted model, not a curated record. Gene Ontology annotation, cellular component: Golgi apparatus. The transcript has 4 exons. Lineage: Eukaryota; Fungi; Ascomycota; Eurotiomycetes; Eurotiales; Aspergillaceae. The coding region runs from base 1 to 1032 and encodes 343 amino acids.
AUGUAUAGACCGACGACGAGAUAUGAAUGGUGGUUGUGCAGCGGGUUGCUCGCACAGGCAGUCUUGACCAUCGUCUUCGAGAUCUAUAUACUCAUUGAAUGGCAACGAUGGGUCACUUCCACCAUCAAUCAAGUGCCGGUGUCCUACCUGAUUCCAAUUAACCUAGGCAUUCUGAUAUUCGCCUGCCUGUUUGAGUUGUUUCUAUCCUUGGAUGCAAUCCACCACAAGAAUAACGUCCUUCUUUUUGCAGUCUGCAUUUGUAAUGCCUGCAGCUUCGGUUAUUCUGUGAUGCAAUUUCUCGUCAUGAGAGAUACUACUGCAAGGCUGUUCGAGUCACGUUUUAGCUAUCCGAAUUUGGUGGAUACUACACGCAAUGUGUGGCCUCAGGUCCAGCCAGCAGAGAUCCUUGUAUGUAUAUUUACAGGGCUGUGUACUCUUUUUCUAUGCCCAAUUGCAUAUUUGAUACACCGGGACUAUUCAUGGGCUAUCUACAAGUCUGUUCACGGCAGCUUGGAUACUCGGAUGCGUUAUCUGGCCUAUGAGGUUUUUCUGGUACUGGUCAAACUAAACCUCUAUUUUCUGAUUGGCUUCAUUAUCCAAUAUGAUCUAGUAUAUGUGCACUUCAAAGAACCAGAGUAUACUUUGACGAUGCUCCUCAUCCCUGUCGCCAUCAUUGCGAUAUUUUCUGGUGUCUGGUUUGUCCAGCGAGAACGAAUCUUUAGUACAAUUGCUAUUAUUAUGAGCUACCUUGCCUUGGUCGCAUAUCUUAUCAGCCGGAUUGUGAUUCUAUCUUCGGCGAAUACAGCCGGCAAGAGCAUGAUGUUGUUUUUCGCCGCGUUAUCCUUGGCACUGACUGCUGCAACGGUUGUCUGUACUGCUAUUUGCAUCACAAACUUUAAUCGGGGGUUGAGAGCCAUUAACCAGUCAAAAAGUGCCAACGCGCGGGAUUCGUACCUUUUGUACAACAGGACCGCCUCCGCGCAAUUGUCCCCUGGUCUUCCGCGUCCCGACUCUCGUCUCACGCUUGACUAAGAGCCACCAGAGAUAAGGACUAUGUAUGAAAGUACCAGAACGUCAAAACAUGGACUACAUGUUCGCAACUUGCACACAGG